AUGUCGAAGCUCACCGACUUUAAACUCCUCUCCUUUGAUGUGUACGGCACGUUAAUUGACUGGGAGGCCGGGGUUCUAGAAGGCCUGAAACCCCUCACCAACAAGGCGGGACUCACGAGGAAACAAGCUCUCGAGCUAUACUUUGAGUUCGAAAGCACGGAGCAGGGCAAAACCCCGGACAAGUUGUACUCGGAGCUCCUCACGGCGAUAUACCCGCAAUAUGCCGCGCGGUUGGGUCUCCCGGCCCCCUCUGACGAAGAGAGUAAGGCCUUUGGGCAAUCGGUCGGCAAGUGGCCCGCUUUCCCGGACACAGUCGACGCGCUGAAGCGGCUGGGGAAGCAGUAUAGACUCGUGGUCCUCUCGAACGUGGACAAGGAGAGCUUCAAGGGUAGCAAUGCAGGGCCGUUGCAGGGUGUCAAGUUCGACAGGAUCAUCACGGCGGAGGAAGUCGGGUCCUAUAAGCCUGAUCGUCGCAACUUCGAGUACAUGCUCAGAGCGGUCAAGGAGGAGUUUGGCGUCGAGAAGCACGAGGUGCUGCAGACGGCGCAGAGCCAGUUUCACGAUCAUCAUCCGGCGAGGGAGAUGGGUAUCAAGUCGUCGUGGAUCGAGCGCGGUGGGACCAUGGGCAACCGGGACUCGGCUGUUUAUGAUUGGAAGUUUAAGACGUUGGGAGACAUGGCGGAUGCCGUGGAGGAGGAGCUGAAGGGGAAGAAGGAUUGA
This is a messenger RNA of Cladophialophora yegresii CBS 114405, 720 nucleotides long. Its product is annotated as haloacid dehalogenase, type II. The coding region runs from base 1 to 720 and encodes 239 amino acids. The transcript has a single exon. The record is from RefSeq and is a predicted model, not a curated record. Lineage: Eukaryota; Fungi; Ascomycota; Eurotiomycetes; Chaetothyriales; Herpotrichiellaceae.